AUGGCAGGUAGUCAAUCCCGCGACGAUGGGGACUUCUUCCCUUUCGUCUUCGAGUCGUCGACUAGCGUCCCUCAAGCUGAGCCUCCCACGGUCACCCAAGCGGCAUCGUCCAAGUCUGCGAGAAGUUUGACACCUCGUGGUCCCCUCUUCACGGAUUUGAACGAGGCACACAAAAAGAUCACCUCGCGAUUGGGAUCCAAUAACCCUUUCCGCAAGGCAUCGAAUGAGGCCGACUCGACUCCUAGCAUCUCUAAUCGAGACUUCAGCAGCUCGUCCUUCGGUAGACCCAUCGUCGGCCCGGGCUCUGAGCCACCGAACGACCAUCUACCGUCUCGACCCGCCUCGACUGCCGGGACAUUGUUGGCCAGAACGCGUCGUGCCUCUUCGUUCGAUUCCAGAGCUAUGUCCACCGACCUGCCGCGUAAUGAGGUUCACCCCAAGGUCGAUGUGGCUAGAUUAGAUCAAACCGUAGACCUCCAUCUCUCGGAGAUCAGUGCUCGACCUCUUGAGACUUCGGGCAGUACGGUGGAGAAGAUCUAUGAUCAGUACGCUUCAACAAGUCUCGAUCAUCCCUCGUCAAGCUUCGGUAGCUCGGGUUUCGGCUACACUUUCUCGGGUGCCUAUAAUCCACCCAACUAUCACCCCAUCUCUCGCGAGGGCGCGGCCACGCGAUGCGGCUUCCGGGGCGAGGAGCUUCGCGGGCCCCAAAUGAAGGUCCGCAAGAACGCAGUUCGAGGGCAUUAUUUCCAAGCCGAAUCAUCCUCGUCGCAACCCCCUCAGAGCCCCUUACCAACAGCGCCGCCCAUUCUUGUCGGCGCUGUUUCCACCCGGCAAUCGGCUGAGGGCAGCUCGGCCCCCCCUGAGUCGAGCGUUUCCGACUCACAGCAUCUGCUCGACGCAGACGCUCAAGUAAACGAGCUUCGAGAGGCCUGUGAUGCGCUCGUUCCCAUGCCGCUUCGAAUUCCCUCCAACCGGGUUCAGCAGGUCAGCCAAGAACGAAAGCAGGAUGAUUUGCCCGGUGAUGCCGACAAUAGCCUGGAAACGAAUCAUGAUCCGUUCAAGUAUGACGCCGGCGACUACCAGACCUUCCUGCGCCCUCUCGGGCCUCUCGGGGAACGAGACAUCAGCCAAGCGCUCAGACGGAUGAGCAGAGCUGGUGUGCCUACAUUGGGAACAUUUGUCAGCCCCGACGGCAGUCCUUGUGAGAAGGCAGGUGACCAGACGCCACCUAACAGUCUCGAUUCAGACGAGGACGCAUCACCGGCUCCACGUCGGCGCCUCCAGGGCAACUUCUUUGAUGAAUCCGCAUUUGGGGCUGCCGCGGCGGGCGACAGACGAGUCCGCGACAUCAAAGUGGUCAUCGGUCGCAAGCCAGACUUGGAAUUGGACGACGGAAUGAACCAUGGCAGAUUCGACGACCCCAAUCAUUUCAACAGCGCGCACAAUCGCGUCGUGCGCGGAAAGUUCCUACGGGAAAUGACAAGCGAUGGAGACUGGGUGACCGAGGCAACGAGCGAAGUUGGCUUUGGUGCCUAUGCUGCGCCUCCCCGUCAACCAUUCGAAACAGGCGUCAAGGCAACUGGAAGUAGCAUUGCAGACUACUCUGACGACGACGGCGGCCAUCCCCAGGGACCGUUUAGCUCGCGAGAGCAUAUUCUGCAACAUCCCGCAGGUGAGGCGCCACGCAAUGCGUACGAGAUACGAAGAUUGAAAGACACGAAGCAGCCUGUCUUUCUCCCUCGACGCACGAACGCAUUUCCAGAGAACUCGAUCCGGCUAUAUUCGAACAGCGCCAAAGACGAGGCGAGUAGCGCUCGCGAUCCCUUCGCGAAAGACUGGUCUUCAAACCCCUUUGGACAGGGUAGCUACAGACGAGCAGACGCCAAAAGCAACUUCAACUACAAGUUUGACAGAAAAGGCCCCUCGAAAUAUGACUUCCGGGAUUCAACCUCUGAAUAUGCCCCGGCUGCAGCUAGCAAUCAGGCCACGUGCGGAACCCAGUUCACUGCCACGCAUGCCAUGCUUCCUGAGGCCGAUGACGAUCUAGGGGAUGACAACCACCCGUCCACGACAGAUGCACGAUUCGAUGAGUCUGCUGAUUUCGAGGCUGAGCGAAAUCCAUCCAUCAGGGUGUCUGCGCUCAAGGAUGCUUAUGCUACUUCUCAGUUAGACCGACAGAGCCGUGGUCCACGAGACCCGGUUGCGAGGGACUACCAAUAUCGCCAGCCGAGAGAACUUGACCAGAAAGAGUUCGUGGCUGCAUCGCCAUGCUUGUUUCAUGGAGAUCUUCAUGGAGAGCCUCAUUCUGCGUCUUCGAAGUUCCAGUUUGAGCUUCUGCCUCUUGACCAAGCCCAGCUGAAGUACAAGAAGCAGAGAGACAGUGGCGAGACUGACGAGACCGAGCCAGCCGAGAUCAGAAUCAACCGGGCGAAGAGCAACGACUCUUCUCGUGGCUUCUCGGGGUCUAGUCCUAUCGAACCACCGAAGCAAGCCCAUGUACGACGAAAGCGCUUGGGUGCCAAUCUAUCGUCAAGCUUCACACCUCCCAGUUGGCAAUCUCUGAGGGAUGCAUUGCAAGAUACUCCUACGCCCCUAAGGAGGCUUGAGAUUUCUCCAAUCUCUAGCGGUGACCAGUCCAUGCCAAUGGACAGCGUCCUUGGAUCGCCAGAGACUCCUACCACGAACUACACAGACACUCCAACCAUGGUGAAGAAGCAUGGAUGGUACGGAAAAGUGUCGCCUCGCCUGCGACCUCUGCGGAGACAGAAUCAGCGCAACUACGCGGAUCAAAGUAUCCGCAACUACAUGGAGCGCAACCCAACACCUGGGUUCGUGUCACCAGACGAUUACAUCUCGGACAAGGCCAGGUAUCGUCGGAAAUGCUGGUUCUACGUCAUGAUAGUCCUGUCAUUCCUGCCGUUCUUUGCGCUUCUCGUUUUGACAGGAGUGUUCAACGACUCGCUUGCCUGGUUCACUCAAGGUGAAGUAUAUCAACUGACGCGCAGUCAGAGGAAGAUAAUCAAGGGGUUGUUCAUCUCGGAAUGCAUUGUCUACGCGGCCUGCAUCACAGCUAUCGUCGUAUACUACGUCACGAAGAGCCGAGGUCUUUGA
Anthostomella pinea is the source of this 3111-nucleotide messenger RNA. NCBI's taxonomy places the organism in Eukaryota, Fungi, Ascomycota, Sordariomycetes, Xylariales, Xylariaceae. The record is from the annotation of a GenBank genome assembly.